Messenger RNA from Cataglyphis hispanica, 4581 nucleotides. RefSeq names its product NAD-dependent protein deacetylase sirtuin-1 (gene Sirt1). Gene Ontology annotation, molecular function: NAD+ binding. The coding region runs from base 1 to 2475 and encodes 824 amino acids. NCBI's taxonomy places the organism in Eukaryota, Metazoa, Arthropoda, Insecta, Hymenoptera, Formicidae. The transcript is spliced from 10 exons. The record is from RefSeq and is a predicted model, not a curated record.
AUGGCGUCGAGUUCGGAGCUGCUGGAAUAUUCGUCCCCAGUGAAACGUCGUAAGAUCGAUGGCGGCGAUCAUGGGGGGAACGUCGUCGCGAUUCUGGAGGAACCGCGGUUCACCGGUCCACCACAUGACAGCUCGCACGACGAAUUCGAAGAAAUACUUGGUGCAGAUAGCGGAUUUAAUGAACUGAGUGAUGAAUCUAAAUCUACAUCCAUAUCUCCUGCAAUUAUAAGUCUACAAUCACCAUCAUCUAGAAUUGAUUCUGCUAGUAAUGGUACUGGUUACACAAUUGAUACUACAGACGAGAAAGAUGAGAUGUCUUCUACUGUCUCAAAUUUAUCAGACUUAUCAGGUUUGUCUGAUCUUUCUGGAGAUGGAGAGAUCAGUCAUCAAUGGAGAAAUGCUUCUUCAUGGAUUCAGAAGCAGAUGUUGACAGGUGCAGAUCCAAGGGAUCUCUUACAUCAUCUUCUUAUGGAUUCCACAUUGAUUCCUGAGCAAGUUGAUGAUCUUACAUUAUGGAAGAUUAUAAUCAAUAUGAUGUCAGAACCUCCGAGGCGGCAAAAGCUUAGACAUAUAAAUACUUUAUCGGAUGCAGUACGAUUAAUUCGUAAUAGCAAGAAAAUUAUAGUCUUGACUGGCGCGGGUGUUAGUGUUAGUUGUGGUAUUCCCGAUUUUAGAAGUAAAGAUGGUAUUUAUUCGAGACUAGCACAGGAUUUUCCAGACUUACCAGACCCACAGGCUAUGUUUGACAUUAAUUAUUUUAGCCAAGAUCCCAGACCAUUUUACAAAUUUGCCUGUGAAAUCUAUCCAGGACAAUUUAAACCUAGUCCGUGUCACAGGUUCAUCAAAAUGUUAGAGAAGCAGAAGAAGCUCUUGAGAAACUAUUCACAAAAUAUUGACACUUUGGAACAAGUGGCUGGUAUUAAAAAUGUAAUUGAAUGCCAUGGCUCUUUUGCCACUGCAUCAUGUACAAGAUGUAAAUAUCAAGUGAAAGCAGAUGAUGUUAGGGAAGAUAUCUUCGCACAAAGGAUACCUACGUGCCCGAAAUGCCGUAUCAACGCGUUGCCUUCUCUAUCCGAAAUUAAUUGCAGCGAGAAUUACAGAGACUUGGUAUCGCAAGGUAUAAUGAAGCCAGAUAUCGUUUUCUUCGGUGAAGGACUUCCAGAUGCUUUUCACGAUGCGAUGGCUAAAGACAAAGACGAUUGUGAUCUUCUAAUCGUUAUUGGUUCGUCCUUGAAAGUUCGGCCAGUAGCUUUAAUUCCAUCGUCCAUUCCGUCGCAUGUACCACAGAUUCUCAUUAACCGAGAACCAUUGCCACAUCUAAAAUUCGACAUUGAACUAUUAGGCGAUGGUGACGUUAUUAUAAAUCAAAUAUGCCAUUUGUUGGGUGACACUUAUAAAGAAGUCUGUUGGUAUGAUACAAUCUUGAAAGAAGCUCCACAACUUCUGUCAUUGCGUUAUUCGUCCGAUAUGUGGGAACAGAAUCAAGAUACAACAAGCAAUACUGAAAUAUCACGGGACAGUAUAGAAGUUGAUUUUAAGCCUCAAAACGUACCUUCUUUGAUUGAAAAUCAAAACGGCCUAUUGAAGACUACAAAUGCAAUUUCGCAUCAUACAGAAAAAAUCAAUGGCUGUAUAUCAUCUUUCCAUGCUGGUCAAUGCGUCAAAGAUGCAGAACAAAGCUUCAAUCUUUUUGGAGAGAGUCCAAAGAGACGAUCAGGUGAUACUAGUGUAGAAAAUAGUUCCAAAAGGAUGAAUUUUGGUAGCAUAUGUGAAUCGAAAAGUUCCAUAUCACCGGCAAAAGUGAAUAUUGAAUGUCCAAUGACUUCAUUGGAAAAUAGAUUUAAUGUUGCAUCAAUGUCUAAAAAGAAUUUCAAAGAAUGUCAGAUAGUGCCAGUAUCAUUGUCCCUUUCUUCAGAAGCUAUUAUAAGCGAAAAUACCUUAUCAUAUAAUUCGCUAGACAAUUGUGGAAAAUCAAACAACUAUGACAAUACUAUAAUGAUGGAUGCUGGCGAAACAGACAAAUUGAUACCAAAGCCGAGGCAAGCAUCGGUGGAUUCCAUCUUGGAUUCUGGUAUAGGUGAUAGUUGUAAUAGUGUCGAUAGCACAGAGGAGAAGUUUGAUAUUGCCGAAUUGAAGAAUAGAAGUUUAGAAAGACAUUGCUGGCAACCAAAAACUCGAGAGAGCCUCGCCAUGAGGUUACCAGAAAAUUCAUAUUAUCAAUUGGCGCCAGGUAGAUACAUCUUUCCCGGUGCGGAGGUUUAUUCCGAACCUGAAGAUUAUGAUCAGUGUUCCCUCUCAGCAAAUUCCGAAAGCACAGAUAGUGAUACUGACUCUUCUUCAGGAGAAGAAGACGAGGAUGAAGAAGAAGAAACAUGUGCGGACGACGAUCUGUCGGAAGGAGCAGACGCUGAUACUGACAGUCAAAACAAUGAGGCGAAAUGGGCGAGUAAUUCUUAUAGUGCUGAACAGCAUUGAAUUGGAACUAUACCUGAACUAUGUAAUGGUUAGUUUCAAUCAUUGUUUUUUUAUCAAUUUUCAUCAAAGUUUGUUGAGAUUAUUUAUAUAGAAUGAUAAACAGUGCAAUUUUUUCGGCUCGGUAAUGAAGUAAGAUAUAUGUUAAAUAUUACUUGUAGACAGCCCAAUGCACAUACAUAUAACUGCUAAUGUUUAUUUAGUCGGAAUAUUUUCGAAAUUUUUUUCACGUUUAAAUAACACAAAUCGAGGGAUUUGUUAAGCACAAAACUCCAUAUUUUUCUUGUUUUUAAAUGAUUGUUAUUGAAUGCAAAUUUGCAGUACCCAUACUAAUGUACAUAAAGUAUCAUUAGUCUUAUACAUGAAAUGUAUCACCUUCUCUUGAAUGGCAUUUUAAUGACACAACUAAUAAUUGUUUCUGUCUAUAUGAAGAUCAUAUAUGGAAAUGAUCAAAAAAAUGCUUGUAGCUUAAUGUACUAUUCUUACUAUUCUAUAAUAUGAAUUAUACAGUCUAUUUAAUCUUCUUUAUAUUCGUAAAAUGUAUAUAUCAAUGUUUCAGUCUGUCUUUUGAUUAUAAAAGACAUAGCGAGAGUGUGACACAACAUUUUGUCCUAAUUGUGCGAUAACGUGUAAAUGAGAUUAAUCUUUAAUAUAUUAAACCCCAGUUGAUAAAAAUCAACUCAUGAAUUAAUGCAUCUAUCAUGUAAUGUUCUAUAUGAUUCAGAUUUAUUCUUUUUUGGCUGUAUAGUUUUAUUGCUGCAUAUUCAUUGUAUUUAAUUAAACAAUCAUAUAAAAGAAGACAAACAAAAAAAAAACAGAAGAAAUGUAGAAAAUGCAACUAAAAUAACAGAUAGAAACUAAUAACGAAUUUAAUUGGAUGCACUACACACAAAUAAAUAUAUAUAAAGAUAAUUGUACCCAAAUUUAUAAUGACAUAAGUAAUUUAAGAAGUAAAGUAAUUAAUUAAACUAGGAGCUAAUAUUAUUAUUCUUUAAUACAAAUUAUAAUAAUAAUUUAUGCUAUUAUAAUUAUCUUAAUAUUUUAAUUAUUCAUAUUUAUAUUAUAAAUUUUUAUAUGAUACAUCUAAAAUGUGCACCAAUGCGCAUUAGUGCAUCCAACCAAUUUCGCUAUAAUAUGACAAAUCUAAUUAAUGCAUAUUUGUGAAAAUAAUGUAUCACAUUCUUUCAUUAUCAGAAUGCAGUAAUUACAUUUUAAGUACACAUGAACAGAAUAAUAUGGAAAAUUUCUUUGUUGAAACGGUAAAUCUAUGACAAUUUGGGCCUCAAAUAGUUUUUUUGUGAUUUCUAAUUUGAGAGUACUUUGAUUGGUAAAUAAUAAUAGAAUUAAUAUUUUAUUUAAUGAUAUAAAACAACAAUUGGUUAUAUAUUAAUACUGUGUUAGAUUAGUAUUAACUAAAAAUUAAAUACUGAUAGUUUUAUAUUAUAUGCAUUGCUAUUUUUGUCAUUAUGAUUAAGAUCGUCAAUAUUAGUCGAGAUCUUCUUUCAUUACAAACUUGAGAAAGAGAGGAAUGAUAGUUCAUUACAAAUGGUAUAUUUCUGUUAAAUAGAAGAAAGUUUUUUUUUAAUAUGGCUUUUUAUUUAAUUAUAAUACUUUUAAUUAUGAAAGUAUUUGCAAGAAUUAUUCAAUUUAAAAAGCAAGAUUGAUCGAAUUUUUAAUAAAUAAAUAACUCUAUCUCUUAUGAAAUCUUUAUCGGCCGAUGUUGCCACAAUCACAUUCUACCAUUAAAUUAUAUUUAUAGUUUUUUGCAUCCCGAUAAUAUAAAUAAUCAUCAUAGUUCUGCAAUGAGAACACUCUCUUUAGAUUUAUUAAGUUCAACUUUGUUUUAUUGGAGCACGGGCGAAUGUACAAAGCAAUGUUGGAUAGCUUCGCAUUGCAUGUUAUUUUUAUAUGAGCCAGAAGAAAAAAAAUAGAAUAGCGAAUUUACAAGAUUAAAAUAAAAUGAUGCAAUAAUGUUUGACAAACCGUCAUUAAUCUGCAGCUGCAGAUGCAUAAAUUAACAAAAAUACAUGUGUAAUCAUAUAAAUUAUGGAAAAAAUGUACAAGAGUAAUGCGAAAACUGGGUGCAGAUUAAGACAUUUUGUAUACACA